GAAAUUUCAUCCAAACGACCAUUCUUGACAGUACAAAAGAUUGUUCCACAUAGUCAUAAAAACAAAAAAGAGAGUGAAAAUUCAUAAUAAAGAUUUGGUGAAGCCUCGAAUACAGUACUUAAAAUGUUUUUUUCACCAAAAUUACUUGUAUUAUUAUGUAUUUUUUAUCUGGAUAUUAUGGAUACACAUUCAAAAAGAAUAUUAGCUGUUUUUCCUUACAAUGCAAAGAGUCAUAAUAACGUUUUUAAUGCCUUGACGAAAGGCUUAGUAAAAAAGGGGCAUCAAGUCGACGUUAUUACCCAUUAUCCGCUGAAAGAUCCACCAAAAAAUUACAGAACUGUUGUCAACUUGAAUGGCACUAGACCCCAUUAUGUGAACCAUAUAUCCAUAGAAUGGAUUCUUGAACAAGGCGGAAAUUCCUUAUCCUUGCAUGCAUAUCUUGCUGGGAAUGAAAUUUGCGAUCUAUUGUCCCUUAAAAAAAUGCAAAAUUUUAUUAAAAAUCCCUCUAAUCAACCACCUUACGAUCUUGUGAUUACCCAGGUACUUGGAGCAAAUUGCUAUAUUGGAUUAGGCUAUGUCUUCAAGGUGCCUGUGAUAACUGUUGCAACGAAUCUGGAAUUGCCAUGGACUGGUGAUGGAGUUGGAAGCCCUUCAGCCACUGCUUAUUAUACAGACGGUUUAAUGAAAACAUUUACCGUUUCAACUUUUUGGGAAAGAUUACAAAAUACAUUGCAUUCUCAAAUUAACAAGUUCAGAUAUUUUAUGUAUACAGAGAAAGCACAAACCGAGACAAUGAGAAAAUAUUUAAGUCCUGAUAUACCAAGCGUUCGAGAAAUCGAGAGAACUGUGGCUUUAACCCUUGUUAAUUCCUAUUUUAACCCAUUUGGUAUUAAACCUUCAACCCCAGGCUUAAUAGAAAUUGGUGGUAUACAUAUAGAAAACGACGAUUCGAUAUUAACGCCUAAUCUGGAACGCUGGAUGAAUGAUAGUACAAACGGAGUUAUUUACUUUGCAUUAGGAUCUAUGGCGUGCAUAGAAACUCUACCGGAAGAAAUCCUUCUUGCAUUUUAUAAAUGUUUUAAAAAAAUUUCUCCAAUGAGGGUGCUAAUGAAAAUCGCAGACAAAACUAAACUCCUCCCAGGCCUGCCAGACAAUGUUCUAACGACUUCAUGGAUUCCUCAAAUACCUGUCUUAAAACACCACAACACCAAAUUAUUCAUAACUCAUGGUGGUAUGUUGGGAAUACAGGAAGCUCUUUAUUAUAAAGUUCCCAUGAUUGGGAUACCAUUAUAUUCUGACCAAUUUCGUAACGUCGAAACUGUUGUAAGCAAAAAUAUUUGUAUCCGGCUGGAUUUAAACCAAAUAAAUCAACGAUCCUUAGAUAAAGCCCUCAAUGCCAUUCUCAAUGAUCCUAAAUACAGGGAAGCUGUAGAACAUGAAUCAAAACUUUUCCGCGAUAGGCCAAUGAGUCCUAUGGAUACGGCAACAUUUUGGGUCGAAUAUGUCAUGAGAAAUGGAGGAGAUUCUUUAAGAUCACCAGCAGUCAAUCUUUAUUGGUGGGAAGUUGCUCUCUUAGAUGUGUACGGAUUUAUUCUUCUGAACUGUAUUGCGCUAAUUUAUUUAGUUAUAUUCACUACCAAGGUUGUUGUAAGAAGAUAUUUUAAAGCCUGUACUACGUGUUCUGAAAUUACUAAAAAAAUCAACUGAACUAUUAAUAUAUAAAACGCAGCAAAAUUAGUUAUACGUAGAAAUUCGAAAAACUCAUAGAGAAACUUAAAAAAUAUACAUGCUUGAGUAAUCAACUUUUCAAUAAGGCAAGUGUGCCUUUCAGCAUUUCUGGAAAAAUAUGAUCACUGUUAUAUAAUUUUAAAUCCAUCCUUAUAAAAAUAUAUACUAUAUUUAGUUCCCAUGCUUAUACAAUUUCGUAAAUAUUAAGUCUAUAUUUGUACACUCAAAAAAAUAAUUGGAUGGUGGAACCUGAGAAUUGGAUGUGGUAUCCAAUUUAGUUGGAUUCUGCAGCGCCAUCCCAUUAGUUGGCUGAGACAGCCAUUUUUAUUGGAUAAGUUAAAAUUGGCUGUGGCAUCCAACUGAGGAGGAUAGCUAAUACUAUAACUUGGGUGCCUCAUCCAGUUAUAUUGGAGACUGCUACUAUCACCUUGGUUAGAACAUCUAAUCUAAAUGUAGCUAUAUCUAUUUCUAUUGUAUCGUAAAUCUUUUUUUGUUUGAUAAUAGGACCAUAUAUUUGGAUGCAUGGGAUAUGCUGCAGGAAUUCUAUAAAAAGCAAAUUAAAAAGCUGAAUGUUUCUUUUAAAAAAUGCAAAUUUAUU
Messenger RNA from Belonocnema kinseyi, 2326 nucleotides. RefSeq names its product UDP-glucuronosyltransferase 2B31-like. The record is from RefSeq and is a predicted model, not a curated record. Gene Ontology annotation, molecular function: UDP-glycosyltransferase activity. The transcript has 6 exons. Lineage: Eukaryota; Metazoa; Arthropoda; Insecta; Hymenoptera; Cynipidae. The coding region runs from base 124 to 1707 and encodes 527 amino acids.